GCCCCUUUCCCGUCCCCUCCCACUCAGGGUGGGGGAUCUUGCGGCCAGGCUUUGCCCUGGCGGGCCUCCCUCCCUCCCUGCCUUUUAUGUCAGUUACAGUCAGUAGCCCUCCGUUUUGGGGGGUUAUUUAACUUUUGUGCAAUGAAUGUGUGAGUGGUCGGGGCCAAGUAAACAAUAAGUGCUAAAUAAAUAUCCUUGCAACCCAUGUUUACUAAGUAUUGACUCUGGCCAGUAAUUUCACUCAGGGUCAUUUGGAAACCUCAUUCUUGUUGUGGGUCUAGGUUGUGUUCAUCCUGCUUUUUGUUGGAUUUUAUAUUUGACUGAACUGAGGUACCAGUGAUCCUUUAACUAAUGUGCCUUCCUUUACCAGCUUGCUUUUCUAUUAUUUUUGUUACAGUGAUGGCAAUGUAGAUAGAUGCUUUUAUCUCAACUUUUAAUCUUUUUGCAGAAUUAGACAGAAUGUUGUCAUCUGUGCACAGACAGGAUAACGAUAUUCCAUCAGAGUUGCAUGUUCAACAAAAGUUGUCUUCUCCUGAUGUUGCUGAGUUUUCAGCAUGCAUGGAGGAGGAACCCUUGAAGCAGAAUUGGAGUUCAUUUACCAAAGUUAUGGAUAAACAUCAGACCAAGCUGAAAGAACUGUCACCACAGCUCAAAAGCAGAUCACAGGAAAACUUCCUAGAACAAAACCUGAGUGAAAGUGAAAUGAGAUGGUUGAAAGAAGAUGAAAUUGCCACAUUAGAGGAAAAGAUUCUUGAAGCAGAGAUGGCAAUCAGUUCAACAGAAAUGUUUUUGCCUUCAUUUAAAGUCACUAUUGCUGGAAUGACAAAUGUGUGUAACCUUUCUACAUCAGAUAUGAUUAAGAUUUCUAAACAAGAGGAUUUACUGAUAAAGGAACUGGAGACUCUCAAACACAUAAAAGGAUUAUUACUACACCUACUUAGAACAACAGAGCAUAAAGAAAUAAGCAGUAAACAAAUUGACAUUUUGAUGCAGAAGUUAACUGAAAGUGAAACUGAAAAUGAUGGUCUCAGAAAAGAAACACUUGAAACAGAGAAGCAUAUUGUAGAGCUUUCUUCUCAGCUUCAACAGGAAAAAGCAAAUGCACUAAAAGCAGAUCACCUAUCAAAGUCAGUAGAAGCUGUACAAGCCCAUCUGCAAUGCCAGAUUCAAAAAAAGGAGGCUGAGAAUGAUCAGUUGAAAGCAAAAAUACAGACUCUGGAAAAGAAAAUAACUGAGUGGAAGCUUCAAAUUGGAAAACACAAGCACCAAAUUUUAGCUGUAAAGGAAACAAAUGAGCAAAAGAAGAAAGCUCUGAAAAAAGCAACCAGAGCCCAGAAACAAAGAGCUGAAUGUUUUGAAGCAUCUGUUGAAAAACUAACUUCCAAAAUUAGAAAGAGGGAAGUCAAAUUGUCUGAAGUACUUUCAGCUUCCAGUGUCUGGAAAAAUCAUCAUGAGAAGGCUGUAGAAGAAAAGACUCGGUUAGAGGUUCAAUUUGAAAGUCUGAAGAAACAGAUCACAAACCUUUUGGAGGACAUGAAAAAAAUACAAGAUCGUGGAAGAAAUUCAAAUGAAGAAAUCCAUGGAAAGCUUAAUUCUAUCAAUUCAGAAAGUGCAAAUAUUCGUCUUGAAAAUGCAAAAUUAAAGGCUUUACUUGCUGCUUUGGAAGACAACACUGUUUCGGCUGAAGCUGAACUUUUAAACCUGCAAGAAAAAGUAAAGCAGCAGGAAAACCUUGCUGAACAGUAUAAAAUUCAGGUACAAAAAUUACAAACAGAAGCAGAAGAACUGAAAGCCAGAUACAAAAAAGUGUUAAAUGAAAACAAAAUAAUAACAGAAGCCAAAGAUUUAGAGAUAAGUGAGGUGAGGAGCCAGAUACAGGCUCAACUGAAGGAGUUAGAACAUGUUCGUGACUUACUGAAAGUAGCUGAAGAGAGGCUGCAGGAGUAUCAGGAAAAUCUGUUGUCCUAUAAAAGGAGUUAUGCAGACAAAUCCAAAACCAUUAGGGAGCUACAGGUUCAGAUGGAUGACAACAACAGGUUCUUGAGAAACCAUUCUUUGGAAGAGGAAAACUAUAACAUUCAGAAGAAAUAUAAAUAUCUUAAAAGACAGUUAGAAAAGAUGGAAGUACAAAAUGAAGAACUUGCACAUCAGCUGGCAAACCAAGAGGAGAGUCUUCAGCACAGUGAAUUGCAGCUUAAAGAGAAAUUAGCAGAAUAUGAUGCUUUAGCCAGACAGUUGGAGGCUGCUUUGGAAGAAGGCAGAAAAAAGGAGUCUGAAGAGGUGGAAAAAAUGUCAUCCAAGGAGAGAGCUCUUCAGACAAAAAUAUUGACUCUGGAAACCGAAUUGAGAGAGAGACGAGAGGAGCAAAAGCGACUUGUCUGCAAAUUAAACAAUAGAGAGAAACAUCAGGAAGUAUGUUUGAAAGAAUUAGAGCACAAUCUACAAAAAUCAGAAAACCAGAACCACAGCAUCCACAAUUAUGUACAGUUCUUGAAAAACUCAUAUGUAACAAUGUUUGGCUGAUUUUUUUAAUUUAGAAUAUUUUAAAUAAUAAGGGCAGAAUCUUGGAAGGCGCUGAGUGUCCUUAACUCUCAGUGAAGUCAAUGGAAGUGGAGGACACUUUGCUGGAUUGAACCCUGUAUCAUUAGGGCUUCAUAGCGAAACUCUCGCUCCAAGUUUUGCAGAAUUGAGCCUACCCUGAUGUAUAUACACUGGUCGAUCAUGUGCUGAAUGUUUACAUGGCAUUACUAAUCUAAAAAUGGCAUUACUAAUCUUCAUUUCUUGAACAAUAGUGAAGGAAAAACUGCGCAAUCUCCAGGAAAGAUGUGUGUUCCUGUUAUUCAAUGUACUUCCGUUGCUGUAGAAAUAUCACUGGAUUCAAUUUGCAUUCCAGCUACCAUGAUAGUAAUAGAAAUACUAUUCUUAAUAUUUUGUAAAUGUAAUAUAUAAUUGAAAGAAAAUCCAUUCAAAUUAUUAUAUGGAGGCACUAAAUGUGGUGACAAUCCUCCUGAUAAUGGCCCCAAUUCAACAAGGUAUUUAAGAAUAUCCCUAAUUUUAAGCACAUUAAUAAUUCAUUUGAAGUCAAUGGGAUUACUCAUGUGCCUAAAACAAACCACAUGCCUAAGUACCUAGCUGAACUGGGGCCAGUAUGAAGGAAAAUCCUGAUUAUGUAAGUUGGUUUUCUGUAGCAAUAGUAUAAAAUAUUCUUACAGAAUUGUGAUAUAGUUUUUAAAGGAUAACAGAUUCAGAUAACAUCUAAACAUCUCAAUAUAUAAAUUUUAAGUGUAUAUUAAAUAUCCUAUAAAUGUCCUUUUUAUAUAAAAAUAUAACUGAUGUUACUUAUUUUGUUUUACAUGCACAUGUUUUAACUAUAAUCUUUUCUCAACAUAUAACAAACUACUAGCAAUGAAAUAUUUAUUGGUGCAUCAGUGUUUUCUUUUUUACUUUGCAAUUAGGUAUCCAUAUCAACAAGCUAAUGGUAUAUGAAGUAUUAUUCUGUUGGUUUACACUCUACACUUUUUUUUUUUAAGAAAACUAUUAUUUAAGUAUAUUUGAUU
This is a messenger RNA of Terrapene triunguis (Three-toed box turtle), 3557 nucleotides long. RefSeq names its product outer dense fiber of sperm tails 2 like (gene ODF2L). Gene Ontology annotation, biological process: negative regulation of cilium assembly. The coding region runs from base 460 to 2523 and encodes 687 amino acids. The transcript has 17 exons. Lineage: Eukaryota; Metazoa; Chordata; Testudines; Emydidae. Gene Ontology annotation, cellular component: ciliary basal body; centrosome. The record is from RefSeq and is a predicted model, not a curated record.